GGUGAGAAGUCGCACCUGCAUUAAUUUACUGUCGUUUUCAGCAAACGUGGCAGUGACGUCAAAACCGGAAAUGCCCCGGAUCGGAACUUUAACUCGGGUAGUGUAUUUUUCCCACCUUUUCACAGAAGGCCCUCUGAAAAUGGUGUAAUUUAUUCACAAAUCCACUCCACACGACGACGACGACGGCGUUGCAGUUCCAAGUGUGGGCUGGUGACCGUUGACCGGCGACAGGAUGACUUGCCGUGACCGGACCAUCGAGUUCCAGUCGGCCUGUAAAUCGCUCCAAGGCAGACAGAAUGGAGUGCAGCCCAGCAAACCAGCUCUCAGCGCUCUCAGGCAGCGCAGUGACUUUACGGUCAUGGCCAAGAGAAUCGGAAAGGACCUCAGCAAUACAUUUGCCAAGCUGGAAAAGCUCACAAUCUUGGCCAAAAGAAAAUCUCUAUUUGACGACAAGGCUGUGGAGAUUGAGGAGUUGACGUAUAUCAUUAAACAAGACAUAAACAGCCUAAACAAACAGAUAGCACAGCUGCAAGACCUGAUCAGGUCGCGUGGCGCUCCGGGUGGCAAACACAUCCAGACCCACUCCAACACGAUAGUGGUGUCCUUGCAGUCCAAACUGGCCUCGAUGUCCAAUGACUUCAAGUCAGUCCUGGAAGUCAGAACAGAGAAUCUGAAGCAGCAGCGCAGCAGGAGGGAGCAGUUCUCCCAACCCCCUUCUGCCUCCUCCCCUCUGAUGGCCAAUAACUUCAGGAGCCGCAAAAAAGGGGCCCAGGAGCCGCAUGCAGCUCGCGAGCCGCGCAAUGACUACCAGGGCUUUACAACCUCAAAUGUAAAAGAGAGUUCGGUCCUGAUGCAGGACGAGUCCAGGAGUCUGGGCGACGUGGCCAUCGACAUGGACUCGCACGCCAAUCCCUUGCAGCUCCAGCUUAUCGAUGAGCAGGACUCGUACAUCCAGAGCCGGGCGGACACUAUGCAGAACAUCGAAAGCACCAUCGUGGAACUGGGCUCCAUAUUCCAGCAGCUGGCACACAUGGUCAAAGAGCAGGAGGAGACCAUCCAAAGGAUCGACUCCAACGUGGAGGACACGCAGCUCAACGUGGAAGCCGCCCACUCGGAGAUCCUCAAAUACUUCCAGUCCGUGUCGUCCAAUCGCUGGCUCAUGAUCAAGAUCUUUCUCGUACUCGUCGUCUUCUUCAUCAUUUUUGUCGUCUUCCUCGCUUGAAGAAGAGCGGCGGCCGCAUUGCAUGAUGGGAAGAGAAGCUGAAGCUGGACUCGCUUUUGAAGGACACACGAGCUUUGGAUACAAACUUUCGUACGGAGAACUUUAUCCAAAGGAAGUUAUCUUAAAGGAACGCUUUUCUCCUGCGUGAAUAGAACGACUUGUACUUUGACCAAUUAUUCAUCAACAUUUAAUCCAUACGGCUUUAAAUCAACGGUUUGAUUCUGCAAACUUUUUUUUUUUUUAAUUUACUUUCCGUAUACGACUUUGCCAAACUGCGUCGCUUCUGAGAUGAUGCUCCUUUUUUUUUUUGGAAUUUUUUUCUCCUCCCGCAAGCCUCCGGUGACAAUGUGAAAUAUUUUUAGAUAUAUUUGUUUAUUUGCCAAAUGCAUAAAAGGAGCAGCGGCACAGCUGACACAACACAACCAAGCACAAGCAGACCCAGAACGGGAGAACUUUGCCGACAGAAGCCCCCCCCCCCAGCUGGUCCUUGUGUGGAAAAACCGCUUAUGCAACAACGAGAGCUUUUGGAAUGAACGCGUAUGGACGUUGUGAUCCCGGGAGAUUCCAAUCUUCAAAAAAAAAAAAAAAAAAAAUUUCAUGUUUGACAUCAGCGCUUAUGAAGGGGUUUUGAAGGCAACCUAAUCGACCCUGGAGGUUUCUAUUUUCGGAUGUCACACACCGACUCCUCUCUUAAGCUCAUGUACAGGAUGUUAUUUAAAUGACCAAUUUUUAAGAAGAAAUAACACAUUCUUCCACUUACUUUUUUUUUUUUUUAGCUGACUGCCUUACUUUGGAUGUACAAAGUGCAAAUAGUGAUAACGGUGUAUUUGAUCGGAAAAUGCAAACGAAUAAAACAAUAAUAGGGUGCCCGGCAUUGUGGGAUUGUGUUGUGCGAUAAGAGGAUUAGUGAUAUAAUUAGAUCACGUACCAAAAUAGAUUCUAUCGUUUAUCGCAUUCACGUACGCUCAGGAUGACUCCUCACAUCUAUAUUAUGUAUUCGGAAAAGCCUUUUUGUUGAAUCGGUAGCACAAAAAAAGGCAUCGCAUAAGCUAGGGGUGUCCAAAGUGCAGCCCGGGGGCCAAUGUUUGUGUAAACAAAAAUGUAAAAAGAAGCUGAAAUGUUGACAAUAAUAAAACAAAGCUUGCUUUUUCAUUACACUUUA
Molecule: messenger RNA, 2384 nt
Organism: Doryrhamphus excisus (bluestripe pipefish)
Lineage: Eukaryota; Metazoa; Chordata; Actinopteri; Syngnathiformes; Syngnathidae
Gene: stx5a
Product: syntaxin 5A
Biological process (GO): endoplasmic reticulum to Golgi vesicle-mediated transport; vesicle fusion; intracellular protein transport
Cellular component (GO): Golgi membrane; SNARE complex; endomembrane system
Molecular function (GO): SNAP receptor activity; SNARE binding
Source: RefSeq, a predicted model, not a curated record